Messenger RNA from Lytechinus pictus (painted urchin), 10883 nucleotides. RefSeq names its product RNA-binding protein 33-like. Gene Ontology annotation, molecular function: RNA binding. The coding region runs from base 213 to 4478 and encodes 1421 amino acids. The transcript has 21 exons. Lineage: Eukaryota; Metazoa; Echinodermata; Echinoidea; Temnopleuroida; Toxopneustidae. The record is from RefSeq and is a predicted model, not a curated record.
UCAUCGUUGUAACACGAUAAAGAGACAUGGCGAUACCCUGAAACUUUAAUAUUCGUGGGACAAUAUUUUGCUUCUAAUCCCUGCUUUUGCUAUUUUUGGGAGUGUAUGCUGAGCAUGGUGAGUUGACGUAAUAUCACCAGAAUGCAGCAGAUCUGAUGAGUUGUUUUAAGUGAUUAACAGAGGCUACAGACUCCUUGUGAAUAUCAACGAACAUGGCAGACAAUGCUGCUUCAAGGAAGCGAAGAUCAGCAGAAGCUGCAUUAGAUGAUGAACUCCUACAGGAAGAAAGCCCAACUAAAAAGGUCAAAGACAUUGCAGAAGAUGAAGAGGAACUUGACGAAGAUGCACUGCUUGGGAAUAGUGAUGGAGAGGAGAACCUGGAUGACACAGGAUUUACAGAUGCCCAGAAUUACAAUCUGGAAGAAGAAGUUGGUCUCGAGGAGGAAGAGUAUGGAGAGGAAGCAGCAGGCUUGUUGGAGGAGCAGACUGGUGAAGAGUUUGGUGGAGAAUAUCAUGCAGAGGAGUAUGCAGAAGGAGACGAAGCCUUCGCGGGAGGAGACUACGUAGAAGGAGAAGGGGAGGAGUAUGCGGAAGGAGCCGAAGGGGAAGGAUAUGCAGGAGGGGAAGAGUAUGCGGAGGGAGGAGGAGAACAAUGGAAUGAAGGGGAAGGAGCAGAGGAGUGGCAAGAGGGAGAAGCAGCAGAAGAGACAUGGCAUGAAGAACAAGACGCACAGGAAGAACUUCAAGAAGAGGUUAAUGCUUCGGAGGGCCUCGAACUCUUCGAUGAUACUGGUGAUGUUCUCGACAUCGACAUCCCGGAUGAUAGCCUGGUCGAUGACCUCAACGUGACUGCUGAGAACCAGUCCUUUGCGUCGCAGGCUAGUGUAAAUGACCCCGUUUCUUCAACGCCCCUCACCACGCCAAAGAAUGAGAAGCCCAAGCCUGGUCCUCCAAGAGAGGAGGAGGAGACAUCGCUGGUGGAUGCAGACACCACAGGUCAGGAGGAGGAGGAUGAAGAAGACACUGAGCAGACGGAAAAGACCACACAGGACACCGAAGAGACCAGUGAGAGUGAGGAGGAGAAAGAAGAUGAGGAUGGGAGAGGUGGUAGGUUCAAGUCAGAGAGACAGACUGUUAUGGUGUCUCUCAAGAGCACAAGGACAAGAAACAUUCCAGAUACAUUAGAAAUAUCACAGGAGGUUCAACAGCAGAUUGACGAGUUUGAGAGGAAAUCCAAGGAGGAGAGACAGCAGAGGAGACAUGGAAGGAGAGGACGAGGAGGGAGGGGACGAGGAGAGAGGGGAAGAGGAAGAGGAGGUUUUCAAGGAAGAGGAGGUUUUCAAGGCCCUCCUGGUCCUAGGGGAUUCCCCCCACACAUGGGUCGCCCUCCUCACAUGCGACCCCCUCAUCCGAACUUCAUGGGUAGAGGUCCUUACAUGGGAGACCCUCGUAUGAGGCCUCCGUUUGGUCCUCGGCAAGGGCUCUUGGGUCCAAGGCCUAGCUGGGACGGCCGGCCACCCCAUGUCAUAGACAACAUGAUGAUGCAUCAACAGGCUCAAAUGCACCAGAUUCCGCCUGCUCCAGAGCCUCUGUUCCCGGAGGGACCACCGCACCAGCCACCCAGAGGACCGUCCCCUGUACCUCCACAACAACCACAAGUACAACCUCCACCACUGCAGCAACAAGUACAACCUCCACUACUGCAGCAACAAGUACAACCUCCACCACUGCAGCAACAACCAAUGCAACAGCCACCGCAGCAACAAAAAAACUUUCAGCAACCAGUGCCACUCUCCCAGCCUCCACCAUCAAGUCAAGCACAGACAGCAACUGUGAUGCCCAAGAAGAUCCACAUUAAUCCACACUUCAAGCCAAAAGUUCAGCCACCUACUUCUGGAGCGCCACCACAACAAGUUGCACCGCAUCAAGGGCCACCACAGCAACAGCAGCAACCUUAUCAGCAACAGCAGACAUCUCAGCCAUGGUCGAGCACCCCACCCCAACAGCAGCAUCCAGUGAGUAGUGGGCCCCCUCCAACAUCAUCAGCAGGGUGGGGUCACCAGCAACCCCAGCAAGGGACGUGGUCAAACCAGCCACAACAACAAGGAGGUCCGGUGUAUACAAGCUCCAACCAGCCCAGUAAUCAACCUCAUGGGCCUCCCCAACCUUAUGGGGGAGGGGCACCUAUACCCCACCAUCAGCAACAAGGGGGUCCUCCGGCGCACCCCCCUCAUCAUCAAGAACAACCGCCCCGUCAAGGAGGUCCUCCAGUUCAUCAGCAACAUGAGCAGUUUUCACAUCCUUGUCCAAACCAACCUCAGCAUCAUGGUCCUCCUCAACACCAGCCACCCAACCAGUACCAAGGGCCACCACCACCGGCCCAAUCCCAAGGACAGAGGUUCGAUUCCCCACCAAUGCAGCCCUACCAUCAGCAGCCGGGAGGUCAGUUUAACACCGCAGACCAGGGAAGGUUCAGGCAGCCAAGGCCUGUCAAUCAGCAACAGCAGAUGAGGGGUCCAAGACCUGUUCAACAGCAAGCGCAGAGAGGCAACCAAAACAUGGCACCGGUGAGACAAAAGUCACCUCAACAACAACGGCCGCCUCAGAAACCGGUACCCCCUCCUAGUCAACUGAUCCAGGCUGCCCAGGGAGCCAAAGCUAAAGCACCGACUACAGACCUCAGACAAGUCAUCUCAAGUAAAAAGGCCACAGGCACAUCUAAAGGACAGAUUGAUGAGGAAGCAGAGACUAAGAAAUUGAGGGUUAUGAUUGAUGAGCAGAAGAAGUUAAGGGAGGCCAUCAUGAAACGAAAGGAAGAGAGACGUCAGCAGCUGGCAGCACAGAAACAAGCUGAUCUCAAGAAAAGAAUAUCAGAACAAAAGAAGCAACAAGGAGGCACAUCCAACCAACCAUCAACAGCAAAGAAGAUCAAAUCUCCCAUGAAGCGUAGAGGGAGCGCUUCAGGCCCUCAGCAGGAGAGUCGACCACCAAAGAUGGUCUCCCCACCUAGUCAGACAACACCACAGUUUCACCAUCAACAACAGGAGCAACAUGUGGUAUACAACACCAACCAAAAUGCAAGUCAUGAUGAGGGGUCUCCUCCAUUCCAUCAUCACUCAGGCGGAGGAGGUUUCCAGCAGCAUCCGCAGCAGCCACCGGGUCAGCAGUGGAGAGAGCAGGGAAAUGUUAAGGUUAGUACACCUCAGGGCCCACCGCAGGGUCAACCCAUCCCCACUCUAGGAGGGGCCCAGACCACAAUGUCCUCCCCUCCAAACAGAGGUGGUGGUGCUGGUGGCCAGGCAUAUAGAGGAAGAGGUCAACAUCAAAUGAGAGGCCAAGUCAGAGGUCAAUUCAGGGGCAGAGGUCGCGGUCAGAUACGUGGACGAGGUAGGAGAGGGUCUCAAUCCGGUUCCAUGCCCCCGCCACAGCAGCAAGAGUUCCAGCAAGAUGAUUUCCAACAAGAUUUCGCACAGGAUUCCUUCCAGCAGCGAGGACCAUCCCCCAACCAACCACCGCCCCCAGGUCCCAACCAGGAAUACCAACAACACCCAGAGGCACCCCAUCCUGGAGGCCAACAGUUCCACCAAGAUGGCCCACCCCAGGAAAGGACAGUGCUCAUGCCACAGAACUUCCAUCAAGGGAAUGAUGGUGGUGGUAGACCAUACAGGGGUGGGCGGAGGGGUAGAGGGACCAUGCGAGGUGGCCAACGGGGUAGAGGGAUGAUGCAGGGGAGGGGUGCAAUGAGAGGGAAUGCCGGAAGAGGACAUGACCCCUCCGGUAGAGGUAUUAAUAGAGGAAGGGGCAACAUGCGAGGAGGACAAAGAGGCGGUAUGCCUGGACAGAGAGGCGGUAUGCCUGGACAGAGAGGAGGCAUGCAACAGGGACAAAGAGGGGGUUUUGUAAACCAAAGGGGUGGCUAUCAAGGACGAAUGGAUGGGAUGCAGGAACAGAUGGUGCCAGAUAACCCUGGGGGAAAUCGCGGUAUGAGAGGAGGAAGGGGCAACCUCCAGAGGGGGCGAGGAAGGGGAAGGGGUGGGGUGCAUGAUAGACUUACAUUACCACCCCAGCAGCAGCAACAACCACCACCACCACCACUACUGCAGCAGAAUGUACAGCAACAUCAUGAGGAGAUGCAGCCACAACCAGUACAAAGAAUGAUUAUCAGAGGGGGUGAGGCCCCUCCACCAGGUCCAGCCCCUGUCAAGCAGAGGACCGUCAUACCCCCAGGUGGUCAAGCCCAGCUCCCCUUCCCCAACCAGCUGUCAUCGGUGGCCAUCCAUGGACUGGCACCUUCUACGCAGAGGGAGAGAAUAGAGGGCCUGCUUCGCUCCAUCGGUCCCAUCAAGUAUCUGAAGGUAAACCUCCAGCAGAGAAAGGCUACAGCUGGAUAUCAUAACCCAGAACAUGCUCAUAUAUUCCAACAGAGAUUCCAUAGGCAUAUGAUUGACCUAGCCCACAUCAAUGUGUCUUUAGUAUGAACUCAAAAGGAAAGUGACACAACUCAUCCUGGAUCCAGAAAGAACCACAUAGAAUGGCAGAUGUCCAGCUGCAGACCUUUCACUCAUCUAAAGCCAUCAAGAGUGACCCAGGUUGAACUGUAAGCAGAAGCUGCAGCAAUGGCAUCGAGGAAGUCUGUAUUCUCUAUCAUCUAUUCUGCUCCUUGUAAAAUUGUCCUCUACAAGUUUAUAACCAUCCAAUCAGUGCAUUGUUUUGCAUAAUGGUGUAAAUUGAUAUAUCCUUGAUGUAACUGUUAAUUGUAUAUUUUGUGAUAGUUGCAUCAUCGUUUCAUAUCCUGCAAACACCAUAUGUGGGCACCAUGUUUUUAAUUGUGUGGUGAAUUGUAAGUGGUGUGAUGUGUAUGCCUUAGUAUUCUCUUCACAGAUUUGCCAUCAUUCUGGUGAGGAGUUCUGCUGUCCUGAAAGUAGCUCACAGGUUCUAGCAACAAUGUGGAAAAAUAAUCGGCUGAAUAGGAACACGAACUUUGACAACUUACAAGAAACAUGAAAUCGGCAAGGGUUAUGUUCAACCCUUCAUUCUUGGAUUCACUCAACAACAAGAAGAGACACCAAUCACUUAGCUACCGGGAUAAGAAAUAUCUGAAGUUUUUUUUUUUUUAGGUUGCUAUAAGAACACCCUUGUCAUGGUGGGUAUGAGUUUGGUGAUAUUCCUGCAUGUCAAUCCUUCAAGUUCUUGACAUGCUCAAUGCCGUGCCAUCAAGGCUAUCAGAAAGAUCACCCUCGGACAACACAUCCAGUGGAUCAACUUUUUAGGGCUGUGCAUGUAUUGACAUCACUUACUUCCCCUAAUACAACCAAGAUGAACUUGAGACACAGAUUUGCACUACUUGCAACAAAGGACUCAAAGCAAUUCCAGUGGAUAAAAGUUAUACUAGCACCCAGACAUUUUUAUUUACCUAUCACACAGAGGAUGAACAAAAAGGAAAUUUCUUCUAACCAAUUCCACAAGGAUAGUGGUCUUCGGAACUGUAUAUUACCUACUGCGUACAUGUACUAAAUACUUUGUGUGGUGUCCAUUUAUCUACAGUCUGCUGUACAUGUCAAAUUUUGCAUCUUCUGGAGUGAAUGUCAUCUCUUUGCAUUAUCGACUGUGCUUCAUAGCUUUACCCAGAAUCAUCAACGUUUUAUUGUAUGUCACAGAGCAACUGCCAUCUCAUAUGAGCUACCACAGAACCCAUCAAUCCCGCCAAAGGCUACAAGAUGUCACCUCUUUUCAUCAGCAACUGCUUCACUUAGUACUAGCAAUGUCUGCAAUCGCCAUCGUUUCCAUGUAUGUUAAGAGCUACUGUCAUCUUGAGAGCAGUAAUAGGACCUUAAAACCCUCCAAAGGCUAUAAGAAGUAAGCUCUUUUCUACAGCUACUGCUUCACUUCUUGGCCAUGUCUACAGUCAUCAUUUGCAUGUAUGUUUAGAGCUACUGCCAUCUUGUGUGCAGAUGUAGAACCUUCAAAGGCUACAGGAAAUCAACCGACACAUUUAGUUGUUUGCUGCAAAUGUGUAAACCUUUGCUGAUACUUGUAGCAUGACCAGUAAUCUUCAAGUUCUGUAUACCAAGUAGCCGGUAAUUAAUAUGAAAGACACCUUUUUUUUUUGUGUUGAGAUGAGGUGUCAAAGAGCAUUUACUCAAGACUGUAAUGGCUGUCUUACAAAGAAUAUGCUUACAUAACCAUCAACAUGGUGCUCGUCAUCAUCCCAAGAAUGUACGCAUAGUCCUUGAGAGCCUUGGAUGUUUACCGGUGGGUCUUGUUACUGUCCAUAUCUGAAUGGCUCCACCAUGCCUCUCACAUCAGUGUCACUGUGAACUUCUGCAGGUGUUGCCUGAUCACACUGCGCAUGCCAUAGUUAGUGUUUGUAAUGGAUGCUGCAGUAUGUGAUAGGUCCACAUCUUGCAUGAAAUUGUACCACAUGCACUGUAUGAUGAGAAGGUCAUGGAAAGGGGCACCUUUCACAUAUUUUCAAAUUCACCUGAAUAAUGCCUACCCCAAGAGAUGAGAUUCGUGUAACCCGAUGACAUAACACAGUUCCAGCUUUCUGUGCCAUGGAUAUCAUUGAACCAAGACAUGAAAUGAUUUGAAAGACAUUAAUAUGAACAUUGAUAUGAUAAAAAUGGAGGAUUAACUUCCAUUAAAAGUUUAAAUGGACUUUUCUGUUUUCUUAAAGGAUUGACUAAAAUAGGAAAAGUUGAUGGCAUAAUCAUACGUAAUUACAGAGUAGCAGUCAUUUUAUAUUCAUCGGUAUUAAUAUUCAACACCCAAGAUACUUUUGCUAUUCUGGGUAAUUCUUUUAUUUUACCAGUCUUUUCCUUGACCCAUAAAAACAAUUUGAAAUUUGAUGAAACUUCUCACCUUUCCAGAAAGAAAGUAGUUUUAAGUUUUUCAAAUUAACAUGAAGUAACAUUCAAACUUCAUUUAGUUGACGACGCUCUGUGAAAUUUACAAACCAUACAUUACUGGAAACUUUCGAAGCUAACCUGUCACAGUUAUAAAUCAAGAUUAGGGCUGCCUAUAAUAUGACUGUACUACCAAACUUCAAUGAAUCAAAAAGAUUGGGUAAAACAAUUUCUUAACCAUAUAAUGGGCUCAAAAUUCAGGAUAUAAUCCUUGUACUUUUUCUGAUGACAUGCAAUCAUUUAUAUUAGAGUUAACAGGAACAUUACCAAGAGGACGCUUAAUGUCCUCAAAUUUAAAAGUGAAAUUGUCACAAAAAUAAUCAAUUGAUGAAAAAGAUAUAUUUGUCAUUACAGACUUAUAAUAUUGGAAGUUUCAUAAUAUUCCAAAAUAAUUCAUAUUAUUGAUACUUUACCAAAUCUUUAGAUGACCUGUUACAUUACAUGUUGUAUUUGCAGGAGGGAGAUUUACUUGGCAUUAUUAGUCUUAUGAAAAAGUUGCAACACUUCCAUUAGCAGUGACAAAUAUAUAAUAAUGAUAAAAAUAAUAAUAAUAUUUACGAUUAUAUUGGUUGUGAAGUGCAUAUUUGGUAUGGGUUUUUUUUUUUGCUACAAGAGAAAGAAAUUUAUUUGUAGGAAUAUGAAACAUGCUUUCUUAAAUUAACGAGGUCCCAUUCUGUUUUUGGUUGUAUGAUAAGUAGUCUCCAGCAAAAUUUGGAAACAGGAACAUAUUUUUUCUAAGAUAGUGACAAGCAAUCCAAUUAGAUAUAUCCACUCACAUAUGCCAUAUUUUGGUCUUACAAAUAUUCCUUUUUACAUUUUAGACAAUGCAAGACAAGGCACUUGCUAAACUUUGUUAGUUUUGUAACGUUUUGUCUAGGUUAAAAUACUAUGAUUAUGAAUUGAAUCUGAAAGGACUGCAUCACUAAACUGACACAAUAAAAAACUAUCAAUCACUUAAACAAAAUGUAAUUCAAUUCUUGAUGUCUUGCCCACCAGCCAAUCCCACCCCCCCCCCCCUCCAAACCUUAUACCCAAAAUGCGAAUACUUUGAUUCAGUUUUAAAAAAAGACAGUAUUUUUAUUGCAAUAGUGAUAAGGAAAAGACUGGCAAAAUAAAUGAUGUUAGUUGCAUAUUCUAUACAAGGAGAUGUGCCCAUUAUGCGCCAUCAUAAUUGAUUACAGCUCCCUACGAAAUUAAGUCGAGUAAUGUAGAUCACAUGAAUUUUAGAUAAUGAUAAUGAUAUUCGUAGGCAUUUAUAUGAUGGCAUUUAUUUAGACAUGAUCUAUUCCAAGUCAGAACGCACGUCAAUCCUGUCUCAAACUUGAGCUACCACUUCCACUUUAUAAUUUUACAUAAUGUAAUUGUAUGUUAACAUUGUAGCAAAUUGUGAUUUAAUAGAUGAACUGUAUAAUUGUCAAUGAAGUCAACUUUUGUCAUACCAUUGCCAAAUUUGCAAUUAGGGUUUCAGAUGUACCGUUAAAAAAUCUUAUCCUAGUUUUCUGCAAUACAUCUUGAACGAAGAUCAGUUUUAGUUAGAUUUUUUUCCCCUAUCUUUUUUUUAGUAAUAUUGAAUUGGAGUUGAGAAUAAUAGGAUCAAAUAGCUUCAUACUUUCGAUUAAGGCCUUCUUCUUUCAUGAAACAAAUUACAAUUCAUCAGUACCUUAUACAGUACCAGAAAUAAUUCAAGAAAACAUUCAUCCUUAAAAUAAUUUGAAUUCUAAAUAUAUUUGUUACUACGUAUAUAUGGGAUGCUAUAUUUUCAUUACAAGACUAGGAAAUGAGAAAGUAUGUACACUUUGAAGUACAUAUUAUAUUCAAGUUCACUUUUAAAUAUUGCCCAAUAGUUUGUUUGUAGGAUAUUAAGGACAAAAUCUGACCUCACUUGUCCAGACUACCUUAUUAACCGGCCUUGUAUCCUAAUCAUCUUACCUCUUACAUUAUUUAUUCAAUUCACUCAAAAGGCUUUCUAAAAAGUCUUAUUUUAGAAGAAUGAUCAGUGUGGAGGAAAAAUAAAUUUUUACCAUGAAUUCACAGUAGGUAUUUGGCCAUAACAUAAAAUGUGUUCUCUCUAUUUUGAGUGUUCAAACAAUUUUUAAACUAAUCCUAUUCUCUAACAUUGGAAGACAGUCCACUGUGCUGUGCACUUAACUCAGUGUGUACGCAAUACGCAAAAUAUUACCAAUAAUGAUACUUGAUAUUGGAAACUCCUGUUGGCCUAAAUUCCAUGCAAACAGAAGAAAAAUUGAAUAGUUUGAUACAAAUGAUCUGUAAUUGUACAGAAUCAUAGAAAUAUGACUAGAAGUAGCAGCUGCUAAAUUUUACAGAAGAGACUGAUUAAAUCUAUAGGAAGUAAACAUUCAAAUUUGGGAUUUGAAUAGCUAAAAAAAAUGGUGAAAAGGGCUGAAUGAACCAAAACGAUGGAUGGUAGUCCCAAUACAACUGGAGUGGAGAAGCGAGGUCAGAAAACCCUGAGGUCCUUUUUCUCAUCUCUGCCCUAGUAAUAUUUGUAGAUUGAAUUUAGUUCUAGAAAUGCAACUCUCAUAAUUGUUUGUUGGUUGAAUAAUUCAAGAUUAAGAGAUCAUGGUUUGAAUGGGGUAACUUUUUAUGUCCAAAAUGAUUUGUCAACCUGUUGAUUACUGAAUUCAUUCCCGUACGGUUUGUGCAGACCAUUCAGUUCCAGUAGGCAUUUACAGGAUCUCAAAAUCUCUCUAUUUGUAACCAGGGAAUUGUUAAAAUACUCUCUUCUAUUUGUAUCUCUUUUCCCUCUGCUUUCUAUCCUUCAAUUUAUAUCUCUUUAUCUGAAGCAAAUUUCCCUUUCUGUUUCGGGAUAGGGUGUGAGAACCGAGAAACACGAUUAAUAUGAUGUGUUGAUAAUUGAUUGGUCUUAAUUUGACCAAGUAGAAGCAUGAUUUUGAAGAAUUUCCCCAAACUACUUUAUCAUUGAAAACAAACAAGUUUUUGUGGAGGGAACUAUUCCAUGCAAACAACAUUUUUAUGCGAUGUAAUUUCUGGUAAAGAGUGCUUGGGUAUGGUGAAUAUUAGAUUCAACAAAAUAUGAGAUAAAUUAAUGGACACCUGAAUUCUGUUUCAUAUUAAUUUUGUUACAAUUAUGUUAAAUGACUUUUAAUCAGGGAAAAAUUAUUUAAACAGGUGCUCAGGGUGAUUUUGCCUCCGAAAUGCUUGAAAAAGUUCGGGAAAAUCUGUAUUCUCUGCAAUGUUAAAGUUUAUACAAUGUUGCAGAUUUAGGCAGUAGGUUGUAAAAAUUAGCCCCUGAAAAUAAAACAAAUAAUGUUUUGCCUGCUUUUUAUAUUAAAUGUCAAAUCAUGAUCUCUUCUUGGUCCAAACGAAAGUCGGUAUUCAUUUUCUCAAUGAAGUUAAGAUGGUAGUAUUAGAUUAUUUUGAGAUUUUAUAUCAUUGUUCUUGAUGUCAGUGGCACUUGAAUAUCUAGCUUCAACAUAUACAUAUGUAUAUAAUUCCUUUAAAGCUUUAAUAUUCAAUUAAUUGUAAUUCAGGUAAUUGCAAUUAUAUCGGUAUAUAUAUCCUCAUAGAUGUGCACAAAUAAGUGUUUUGAAUCUUUGGAUUACAUACCAAAUAUUUUUGUCAAUCUUGAUUGCAAAUAAUGUGUUUUAAAAAAUCUCAGAUAUUUUUUAAUUGUUUUAGCAGUUGAAUGGUGUAAAGCUGACUUGCAAAUAAAACUGUAUGUCGAUUUUGAAAUCGUUAGUAUAUGUAUUUUAAUGAGUAAAUUACAUGGAAGGACUUGAGAAAAAUUUAAGACUGUAAAUAGCCUCUUCUGAACAAAAAUUGACAUGUUUUGAAAACUUUUGGGACGAUAUUAGGUAUUUUUUGUGAAAAUUUAAAAACAAAUCAUGAUGUACCUUUAAGUUUGUUUAACACUGGCAUUUUUUUUGUUUAACGAAGAUGAAUUUUUUGUUAUUGCACUAUUAAAAUGUUCACAUGCUUGUGAAAUCAAAACCAGAA